Drosophila willistoni is the source of this 802-nucleotide messenger RNA. RefSeq lists its product as uncharacterized. The record is from RefSeq and is a predicted model, not a curated record. The coding region runs from base 169 to 621 and encodes 150 amino acids. NCBI's taxonomy places the organism in Eukaryota, Metazoa, Arthropoda, Insecta, Diptera, Drosophilidae. The transcript has 2 exons.
UCAAACGAUCUUCCUAACUUUAAAUUUUCGACUGCUUUCUAUUAUUUAUAUUUCUAAUUUUGGGUUUUAAGCAACAAUCCUUUACAGAGCAAAAUUUCAGUUUUAAAUAAUAAUUAUUAAAAAUUAGAAUAUUCAGAACUUAAGAAUUUGCGGCUAUUGGUUCUUUAAAUGGAUUUCCAACCGACACAAAAGAAGUUAAUACAAGUGACUGAGGAGAGUACACCAGUGGUUCAAGUCACUCAUAUGGUAGGAAACGAAGUAUUUGUGAUAACCCAGCAGGAUACUAAACGUGUGGAGUAUAUAAGAAUGUUAAGCUGCAGCCGGUUGACAGCAGAGGGUAAUCUCUUGCCUUCAAUAUUCCCAGAUCAGCUUUUAGCAUCUGCAGAUGAAGUUUUUACUCAGGGAGCUCAAAGUGGACAAGAAUACGCAGAGAGUUUUCAAGAUGAAGUACCAGAGACAGAGACAGGGCCUUUUCUAAACGUGGCCAGUAUUGCCACACAAAUGGAAUGGUCAAAAAAAUUGCAAACUUCAUCGCCGUUUCCACUACACUAUUCUGUUGCGACAUCGACAUGUACUCUGGAAACUCACGUGAAUGACAGUAAUUCAAAACAAACAGUGUGAGCACACAAGUUGUCAGACAGAUGUCAUAACAUCCAGCGCUGUCUGCAAUACGGAUGCGGCUCACCGGGGCAAUUUGUGUAUAUAAAUGAGUCCUGAAUUUUGAAACUUUGUAAUUUUUUUUAUACCAUGCACCCCUAGCGUGAAAUUGUAUAUUAAAGUCUCCAAAAUGAUGUAACAGGCA